AUGCCCCUGGGCUCAUGUACUAAGCCCCCGAAUGCACUACCACCAACCAGUCCCGAUCGCCGCGAACGAUCUGCGGUGCGCGCAUCAAUACGCAACUUCACCUCCCAGUGGUUCCUGAUUCCACAAGGAACCGCAAUCCUAGCUACGCUUUUGAAACAGCUCGACUACCGUUUCAAUGGCCUCACAAUUAUUUCCUAUCUCUUUUGGGUGACAGCCAUCGUACUGCUCUUUUCGAUGGUCAGCUUUUACCUCCUCCGGCUUACACUAUACCCACGGCGCGUUUUCCAAGCCCUCAAGCAUGAUGAAUCCGAGCUCGCGGGUUUGUCCAGCGUCUCCAUCGCAUUCACUUCAAUCAUCCAGAUGGCUUCUUUGACCCUGGUCUCGGGCUGGGGCGGGCCGUGGAGCAAGAUCGUCUACGUGCUGUGGUGGAUAGCGUUCUCGUUAGCUCUCGUCAUCAGCGUCGUCCUGCCGUUCAUCUUGAUCAAGGUCUACCCUUCAGGCGUCCCCCACAUCUCACCCGCGACACAACUCCCGUUGAUCGCGGCCCUGACGGCAGCGGCCGGGGGCGGGACGAUAUGUAAUACUGCCAUGCUCAGCAGCCAGCAGCAGAUCCCCGUCAUCAUCGUGUCGUACCUGCUCAUCGGCAUGGCGCUGCCUCUGGCUUUCGCCCUGGACGUUUUGUUCUGGGCCAGACUGUUGGGUAACUACCAGCCUCCGAAGAAGAAGGCGUUCCAGGACAUGAUCCUCUGCGGGCCCUGGGGGCAGUCUAGUUUCGCCCUGCAGAUGCUUGGGCGGUCGGUUGUUGAGGGUAGCUUCGCUUCGUAUGCGAGCGGCACGUUCCUAACGGCGGAUGCCGCCGCGCCUGUCGGCUACUCCAGCAUGCUUGCGGGCCUCGCUGCUUGGGGACUGGGCACGUUUUGGUGGUUCUUUGCCAUCAUGGGAAUCGUGCACGCGUUGUUCGAAGGGCGGCGGCCGACACGCAUGCCGUAUACACUAGCUGGCUGGGCACUGGUGUUCCCAUGGGGCGUAUAUACGAACGCUGCGAUACAGCUGGGCAAACUACUUGACUCGAAAGCCUUCAAGCCGCUCUCAGUAGCGACUUACAACAUGGCGCCAUCCGAACCAGAGAUUGCAAACAUCCUUCAAGAGAUGGUCGAUGGCUUCCGAGAAUGGCCUCUCGCACCCAUCAUGCACUUCCCGGACGAAGCCGGCCUUGAGUUUGAGGACAUCUUCUUCCCAUCGGAGGACGACGUGCCCCUCGAAGGCUGA
Messenger RNA from Colletotrichum karsti, 1269 nucleotides. RefSeq names its product malic acid transport. Gene Ontology annotation, biological process: transmembrane transport; sulfite transmembrane transport. The transcript has 3 exons. Gene Ontology annotation, molecular function: sulfite transmembrane transporter activity. Bases 1 to 1269 code for a protein of 422 amino acids. NCBI's taxonomy places the organism in Eukaryota, Fungi, Ascomycota, Sordariomycetes, Glomerellales, Glomerellaceae. Gene Ontology annotation, cellular component: plasma membrane. The record is from RefSeq and is a predicted model, not a curated record.